This is a messenger RNA of Venturia canescens, 3500 nucleotides long. RefSeq names its product epidermal retinol dehydrogenase 2-like. Lineage: Eukaryota; Metazoa; Arthropoda; Insecta; Hymenoptera; Ichneumonidae. Gene Ontology annotation, cellular component: lipid droplet. Gene Ontology annotation, molecular function: oxidoreductase activity, acting on the CH-OH group of donors, NAD or NADP as acceptor. The coding region runs from base 2259 to 3182 and encodes 307 amino acids. The record is from RefSeq and is a predicted model, not a curated record. The transcript has 7 exons.
AUUUGACAAUUUUGUACACAUAUAAAACAUGCGGACCGGUUUGUUUUUGAUCUUUAUUAAUACAAGAUGAUGAAAUUUUUUUAAUUACUCUGGUAUAAAUUUAGCGUGUUCGAUCAUCGUAGACUCGAAAAAUUUUUUAACAUAUGCAAUAUCGCGAAUGUGAGGGGAUCCCAUCGUAUUUACGGACGAUAAUCACUCGAAUAAAGUUUUAUAACUCUUUACGAUGGAACUUUGAGAUUAAAAGUAUCUUGAUUUUUUUUUUUUUUAUAUUUUGAUCCGUUUUUCACAAAAGCGUUAAUGAGAAUUUUAUUCUUAAUAUAUCCGCGCGGCAAGGAACUUUAAAAUCAAAAUACGGAAGGAGAAAAAAGUAUGCGGCAACAGUUUUAAAAAAUUUUGCGUGCAUUGACAAACAAAAAGCAAGGUGUAAAGUAUGUUAUUGUUGACCGUUCGAAAAACAAUUUAGAUUAUCAGUUUUUUCGACGAGUGUGCGUGCACGGCUAUUAUCUUAUCGUUGCGAUGUUAAAUUCGGUAUAAAACCAAACAAACAGAAAUAAGAAAGAGAAAAUGCUCGAAGCUUGGUUGCAUUAUAUGCUAUUGGUGAAUCCGCGGAUUGCGAAAUACUCGGACCGUAUCAAUGUCGAUUUUAUCAUCGCGGGUAAAGAGAGAGAGAGAGAAACAUGUGUGCACCGCAUUCGCGCAAAGACAAAAAAUCGAGGCAAAAGCCCGUUUCGUGCGCUCUCAAACGAAACUGAAUGAUCCUUUCGCUUUCGCGUUCCCUGCUCGGUUUCCCGCCAGCCUCGCGCGCUCUCUCUCUCUCUCUCUCUCUCUCUCUCUCUCUCGCUGCUGUUGCUGCGAAUCUUGAACGCAAAACACCAAUUUAUGAAUAUUCAUAUUUUCAUCUGGUAUAUCUGUAACGAUAAAUGCAUGGGGAAACGAAAGGGCCGAACAGCUCCGAAGAAUUAACGGCUAUAAUCUCGUAAAUUAACCACGUUAUUUUUGCCGAGCAAUCGACGUAUUUCUAUAGCUGUAUGUAUGUAUAUGUACAUGAAAAUAAUGGAUGCAUGUAUGAAUCGGCGCUACCGCUACUAUUCGCUACUGCAUGCGCUCGCUGGGCUCGUGAACUCUCCGGGAUAUGUCGCGCGCGCAUUAGAGUGUGCACAAGGCAUUCUCGUAGGAAUUUCGCUCGCUGCAAUCCACACUCGUUUUCAAUCAGCCUCGUUUCACGAACCGGUCAUCCAGCUGCCUCGGACCAAACACCCUUUACUUUUUACUCAAUAUCCCUCCUCGAUUUAAUGCGUCGCUCGCGAACGCUCAUCAUACUUUUAUUCAUUUCGUCCGGCCGGUGCCGGGGCGGUAUAUACUCGUUCCGAAUCUAUCAAUUACAAUAUUUUCCUCGUUCCUAAUCUUAAACAAAUCCAGGUUAAUCGCUCAAUUUAUUUCGCGAUGAUCCAUUGUUUAUUGCACGCUUCCGGAAGAGACGAACUUUGGCCAAUCUCUUCCUCAAUUCCAAAUUCAAGACUCUUCCGCGAGUACGAAGACUUUUGUUUUGAUGCUCUCAAACGAGUAUAUACUCACCUGCGUUUAAAACGCCAAUUUCCUCGCAGGAAGAAAAAAAAACAUGCAUUUUGUUGAAAAUUCUUUGCACGCUAUAUGAAUACAGAAAUUGCGAAAGAUAACGCGGUUUCUUCCCUCCGGGGGCAGGGUGGGAGGCUGAGUGGAGCAAGAGGGGCUUCUCGCGUCGCGUCGCACCGCAGCCAAGUUACAAUUACAAGCUUUCAAAUGAGAGUUUCAUUCGCGUCUCUCGGUAGAUUAAGAACCGUCGCCGCCGCUUUGUCUGUAAAGAGCAAAAAGAGUUAAAUCGAGAGGUCAAAGGAUCCAUCGUUCGAAUCGUGACUGAAGAAAAAACGCAGAUUCUUUGCAAAUUAUUAUUAUAAAUUGCAUAUUCGGAUACACGCACGCGUAUGUUUUUUUUAUUCAUUAUUCUCAAAUCAACUUCCGAUAUUCCAACGGAUUCUCUACGAAUUCCGAUAAUAAUAAAAAAAAAAACAUAUAAAAAAAAGGGGAAAAAUAAUAAAAAAUAAAGCCAAGUGUCGCAAUAAAUAUUCGAUUAAGAUAUUAUACUUGUCUUUCUUUUUCAUCCGUCGCUCUGUCCUUCUCUCUCUUUCUCUCUCUCUCUCUCUCUCUUUCUCUCUCUCUCUCGCACUCUUGGUCGCUCGCUGGCUCGUCGACUUUUCUCAGAGUUGACACGAUUCGCAACCAUGGUCAAGGCAUACGAGGGUGCGGUAAUCGUUCUCGACGUGCUCCUCCUACUUGUCAGAAUAGUGUUCUGGACACUCGAGGGUAUUUUUCGAAUGAUCGUGCCGUGCGAGGAGAGAAAUGUUGCCGGAGAAAUCGUAUUGGUAACGGGCGCGGGUCAUGGAAUUGGUCGAGAAAUUGCAUUGAAAUAUGCGAGUCUCGGUGCGACGAUCGUGUGCUGGGAUCUCAAUCCUCAAGGCAAUCAGGAGACAAUCAACGAGAUAAAAAAACUUGGAGCAAGCUCGGUUCACGGAUACCAAUGCGACGUCUCCAGCCGCGAGCAAGUUCUCAAAACGGCCGAACGAGUCAAGGCCGAUGUAGGAAAUGUUACGAUUCUCGUUAAUAACGCCGGCAUAAUGCCCUGUAGGCCGCUCCUCGAACACACUACCGAGGAGAUUAGAAAAAUUUUCGACAUCAACGUUCUCGCGCAUUAUUGGAUGCUGCAAGCAUUUCUACCUAGCAUGAUAGCCAAAAAUCACGGUCACGUGGUCGCGAUGUCCUCCAUCGCCGGACUCAUCGGACUACCCAAUAUCGUUCCUUACUGCGCUUCUAAAUUCGCCGUUCGAGGCCUUAUGGAAUCUCUUGGUGAAGAACUCCGCGCUCGCAAGGACGGACAACCGAACAACGUUAAGCUCACCACCAUUUAUCCGUACAUGGUCGAUACCGGACUCUGUAAAAAACCCAAAAUCAGAUUUCCCAGUAUAAUGGCCCUGGUAACUCCUCAAGAAGCCGCGGAGAAAAUAGUUUCCUCGCAGAGACGGAGCUAUCCCGAAGUUUCUAUCCCGGCCUGUUGGUUACACUUGAACACGAUAAUGAAAAAUUUACCGCACAAAGUUUCGCUCCAACUGAUAGAUUUUCUCGACAGCGGUGUUGAGUCCGUUGAUUAAAUGCGAGCAACUAAGUACAAAAUCAUAAUAAAGUAUCAACAUUGAUACGCCACAAUGUUUAUGCCGAUGGUUCGGCGGGCGGUGAUAUUUGUUUUUCCAAAUACGCAACAGUUACAUUUUAUAUGCAUGAUUUACUUGAGCGACGAUUAUUGAACAUCAAAGAGAGUGCGUUUAUAUUUAUAGUAUGUGCAGCAACGAGAGAAUAAUUAUUUUAGCCGCAGUCAUAGAUACGUCAUUGUAGUGGCGUCAUGUCAUUUUCAGUCUCACAAUUUAUUUUUUUUUCACACGAAAGAAAAAAUAUAGAUAGUAUGUUUCCAA